Messenger RNA from Echinococcus granulosus, 465 nucleotides. Its product is annotated as Prefoldin subunit 5. NCBI's taxonomy places the organism in Eukaryota, Metazoa, Platyhelminthes, Cestoda, Cyclophyllidea, Taeniidae. The transcript has 2 exons. The coding region runs from base 1 to 465 and encodes 154 amino acids. Gene Ontology annotation, biological process: regulation of DNA-templated transcription; protein folding. Gene Ontology annotation, cellular component: cytoplasm; prefoldin complex. The record is from RefSeq and is a predicted model, not a curated record.
AUGUCAGAGACGGAGUCCGUGGACAUUGCCACAUUACCCCUACCACAAAUCCAAGAAAUAGCAAAGCAGUUUGAGCAAAAGCUUCAAUAUAUCAAUGCUUCCCUACAGCAGCUUAGGAUGCUUCAGGGCCAAUUUGCUUCCUCUAGGGAUUGUUUGAAACACUUCAAUGUGGAGAACAAGGAUAAAAAUACACUGAUUCCUCUGACUUCUACUCUCUGUGUCCCUGGAAGGCUUAUCGAUCCAACUCGUGUACUUGUGGAUAUUGGAACGGGCUAUUUUGUGGAAAUGAAGGUAGAGGAAGCAAGUAAGCACUUUACAAAACGGAUAGAAUUUAUUGAAAAGCAGAUAGAAAAGAUCGCUCCCGUUUUGGCUCAGAAAACACAAGAACAUAGGACUAUUAUGGGCGUAUUUGAGGCCAAGGCCAAGGCUUUUAUGAAGGCACAAGGAGUGCAACAGGCAUCUUAA